This is a messenger RNA of Rhododendron vialii, 1856 nucleotides long. RefSeq lists its product as uncharacterized. The transcript has 4 exons. Bases 122 to 1537 code for a protein of 471 amino acids. The record is from RefSeq and is a predicted model, not a curated record. Gene Ontology annotation, molecular function: RNA binding. NCBI's taxonomy places the organism in Eukaryota, Viridiplantae, Streptophyta, Magnoliopsida, Ericales, Ericaceae.
CAGCAUAAUUGUCUUUCCCGUAUUUUCAUUUUCCAGUCAAUCGAAGAUCUGUGAAGAUAAGGAGUAAGUAGUGUCCUAGUGGGCAGAGUACCAGAGGGUAGAGCCGACUUGUCCGCCGACGAUGCUCAGCCUAGGAGGAUCUCCACCGCCGCCGCCGCCGUCACUGUCCAACACCACCCCUCACGAAACCCUCUCUCAAUCUCUUCCUUUCCCAACCAAAACCCACCAAACCCAUCUCUCUUUUCUCUCAAACGGACUCACCCAUCACGCUUUUCGCCCCAUCCUUUCAACCCUUAGAACGAAUUUUUGUGUUUCUUCCUUAAAGAGCCGAAGAAAAGGCGGCCAUACUCGUUCGGCAAUAAACAGUUCCGACGGCGAAGAAGAAGAAGUUGAGGAUGAAAUUGAAGAAGAAGAAGAGGAUGAGAAUGAAGAAGAAGAUGAAUUUAUUCCUUUGAGGAGUAUGAAGGAGUGGUAUGCGAAUAAGCCGCGUGGGUUUGGUGAAGGUAAGGUGUAUGACACUUCGCUUGAAGAAAAACUGGCUGCGGAGAUUGAGAGGAGUAGGAGGGCUCAGCUUGCCAAUAUCAAUAAGCUCAAGAGCAGCUCUGGGUCUACCUCCAAAUCCAGCGAAGGAGUUCUUCUCAAACAGAAGGCUCCUGAAGAUGUUCCCAGUGGAAUUCGUGUACGUUUGGUCAAUCUUCCUAAGAAAAAGAACGUCCACAGGGAUCUGCAGCUGGCUUUCAAAGGAGUUCCUGGGAUUGUUGAUGUAAUUCCUGCUGUUUCUGGAAACAAGAAGACAAGGGAUCCCAUAUGCAAGGGCUACGCCUUCGUUGAUUUGAAGACCGAGGAGGAUGCAAACAGGUUUGUAAAGUCAUUUUCAAGACAAAGUAUUACCUUCGGUAAGAUUCAGAAGCAGGUAAGAUGUGAGAUAAUGAAUCCAAAAUCUCCAAGCUCGGGGCUCAAACUCUCGCCAGAUGUAAAUGACCGUGCUCCUCAUGUGGCAAUACCAAUAACAGUUGGUAAGAUUGAGAAGCGGGAAAAAAGUGAGAUAAUGAAUACCAAAUCUCCAAGCUCAGUGCUCAAACUCCCGUCAGAUGUAAAUUAUCGUGCUCCUCAUUUGGCAAUAUCCAGUUUGGGAGAAAGCCCAGUUGCUAAAUUUGACAGAAUAAAUGAUGUUUUCUCAGACUCGUGUGAGCUAAUUGGCCCCGAUGAUUCUGAGGAUGAAGAAGAUGAACAUGUACCAGCACAAUGGGAAGAAGUUAGGGAAAAUCUGGAAUCUCUCAGUUUAUCAAAGCACAGUGAUGGAGAUAGUUUGGGAACAAGAACCGAGACUGUUGCUGUUUCAAUGCCCUCAAAGCACAAAGAAAAAACCCUGGAAAAUGGGAAGAAGUUGAAAGCUAAAAGAAAAAGAUCUAAUGUUCCAAAAUUCAAGCUUCCAGGAUCUACAAAUAGGUUAAGAGUCAAGGAGAAGGCUGUGCUGACUGGUGUGUUCUCCAAAUAUGCAGCUCUAGCUGCUUCAGCUUCGAAGGGAAAACCUUAGUUAUUGCUAAAACGAGGAUGGCCGUGUGGAUCAAGGGGGGAUGUCAGAGAUUAUGCAGUGGAGGAUUUCAAGUGGAAUUUGGAAGCGGUUCGAAAACUGAAGAUCUGAUCCUGGUUUUAGUUGCUUUUUGUUUUCAUUCAAUGCUUUGUUGGAUGGUUCUUUCUUCUUGUGCUUGCAUAUGAUUAGAUUUCAAUAUAGGUGCCAACCUCGUUUGGGAUUUACGUUGUAAACUAUGGUCCGGGUUUGCAACAUAGACAAAAACAAAAUCUGCCAUUUCAAGUAUGGUUUGAAUGUAACAAUCAUCUUAGUUUCCUUCAAA